Messenger RNA from Aaosphaeria arxii CBS 175.79, 609 nucleotides. RefSeq lists its product as uncharacterized. Bases 1 to 609 code for a protein of 202 amino acids. The transcript is spliced from 2 exons. NCBI's taxonomy places the organism in Eukaryota, Fungi, Ascomycota, Dothideomycetes, Pleosporales. The record is from RefSeq and is a predicted model, not a curated record.
AUGCCUCCAGUCAGUCAAUUCCCUUCUGCGCGCGUCUUUCUCAAAUCCCCACCUCCCAAUGCAGCCUCUUCUGCCUUUUCCUCAAGUCCUGCGGUCGCCGCGGCAGCAGCUGCAAGACGCACCUCGUUGACUUCGAGCGCACCCUUGCCUAGACCACUCACAACCACGUCUUCAACCACGUCGCGAUUUCCGUCCCCGAUUGUGAUGCAGCCGUCGAGUGGUACGGAAAAACCCUCAAGAGACACCUCCCGCGCCGCAACCCCCAACGCCCCAAUCUUCAAAAUCUACCCGCCAACCCUGCAGAAAGUAAAAGUCGCCUGGCUCUCCACCGGCAACUCCGUCGGCUUCGAGAUCUUCGAAUUCACCGACCCACCCCACGAACCCAAGCCCGCCUUCGAGUACACCCGCUCAGGCUUCUUCCACAUCGCCGUGACGGCGCCGGACGUCGGUGCGUGCGUGCGGAAGGUCGUCGAGAAUGGCGGGAGUCAGGUGGGCGAGACGGUGGUGGUGGGUGAUGGGACGGAAGCGGCGUAUGCGUGCGAUCCUUGGGGGAAUGUUGUCGAGGUUCUUGGGUGCAGUUUUGAGAGUUUGAUGGCGAAUAGGGUGUGA